Vitis riparia (riverbank grape) is the source of this 4467-nucleotide messenger RNA. RefSeq names its product disease resistance protein RPV1-like. The record is from RefSeq and is a predicted model, not a curated record. Gene Ontology annotation, molecular function: ADP binding; ATP hydrolysis activity; protein binding. NCBI's taxonomy places the organism in Eukaryota, Viridiplantae, Streptophyta, Magnoliopsida, Vitales, Vitaceae. Bases 101 to 4252 code for a protein of 1383 amino acids. Gene Ontology annotation, biological process: signal transduction; defense response. The transcript has 5 exons.
GAGGAGAAUAUCCACUCCGGAUUGCUUAAGGUUCAAGCAUUAAGUAAAAAGCGGCCUCGACUUUUAUCAUUAGACUGACUACUAUUCAGCAAAGCCAAAGAUGUCGUACGACGUCGUUGUAUCAACGCCGACGUCUUCUACUACGGCAUUCAGACACCGGUGGGACGUGUUCCUGAGUUUUAGGGGCGAGGACACUCGCCACAACUUCACCGACCAUCUCUACACCCAGCUCGACAGAAAUGGCAUCCGAGCCUUUCGUGACAACGAAGGCUUGAACCGAGGCGACGAUAUCAAUUCCGGUCUACUCGACGCCAUUGAGGACUCGGCCGCUUUCAUCGCUAUUAUCUCACCCAAUUACGCUUCCUCUCGCUGGUGCCUGGAGGAACUUGCCAAGGUCUGCGAAUGCCGCCGACUCAUCCUUCCCGUUUUCUACCAAGUGGACCCUUCGGACGUCCGGCGACAGAAAGGACGUUUCCACGAAGAUUUUGGAAAGCUGGAGGCAAGAUUUGGAGAAGACAAGGUUUUGAGAUGGAGAAAGGCUAUGAAAAAGGCCGGCGGAAUCGCUGGCUGGGUUUUCAAUGGUGAUGGCAGGUCCAGUGAUGAAGAACCAAAUUUGAUCCAGACUUUAGUCAAAAGGGUUUUGGCUGAAUUGAACAACACUCCAUUGAGUGUGGCUGCAUAUACUGUUGGACUUGAUUCUCGUAUAGAAGAAUUGUUGAAUUUGUUAGACAUUAAAUCCAACGGCAUCAGAGUUUUGGGAUUUCAUGGAAUGGGUGGGGUUGGGAAAACAACUCUUGCCAAGGCUCUUUAUAAUAAACUUGUUGCUCACUUUGAAUGUCGCAGUUUUAUUUCAAAUGUUAAAGAAACUUUGGCUCAACAAGAUGAAGAUAGUUUACUCUCUCUCCAUAACAAACUUAUCAAUGAUCUUUCCAUGAGUGAGGCUUCACCAGUCAGUGAGGUUAAUGCUGGUCUUGUUGCAAUCAGAAGGAUAAUGCAUGAGAAGCGAGUUCUUCUUGUUAUGGAUGAUGUUGAUGAUGCAAGUCAACUAGAGGUAGUAAUUGGCAGAAGAAAAUGGAGACAAUUCUUUUAUGGAGGAAGUCGAAUUAUUAUCACCACAAGAGAUAGAGGAGUCCUACGUGACCUUCAUGAGAAUGAGCUCUUUGAGGUGCAAGGUUUGAAUUUCUCUGAGUCCCUACAACUUUUUAGUUAUCAUGCAUUAAGGAGAGAGAAACCAACAGAGGACUUUUGGAAUCUGUCAAAUGAAAUUGUGUCUCUUACGGGAGGACUACCUUUGGCAUUGGAAGUUUUUGGCUCCUUUCUGUAUGAUAAAAGGAUAAUAAAGGAAUGGGAAGAUGCUUUGCAAAAAUUAAAACAGAUACGCCCAAGUAAUCUUCAGGAUGUGUUAAAGAUAAGUUUUGAUGGGCUAGAUGAACAGGAGAAGGAUAUAUUCCUUGACAUUGCAUGUUUUUUUGUUAAAAUGCGAUUGAAAAGAGAAGAUGCAAUCGACAUAUUGAAGGGCUGUGGUUUCAGGGCGGAUAUAACAAUCAAGGUCCUUACAGAAAAAUCUCUCAUUAAGACAUAUGAGGAUGGUAUUCUGUGGAUGCAUGAUCAGCUUAGGGACAUGGGAAAACAGAUUGUUCAACAUGAAAACCCUUCAGAUCCUGGAAGCCGUAGUAGACUGUGGGACCACAAUGAAGUUAUGAGUGUUUUGCAGGAUCAGACGGGAACAAGAAGCAUUCAAGGUAUUGUCCCAGAAUUUAAGAAGAAGGAUGCUAGUCCUGAAAGUUCUUCUCAGAAUAAACUUCAAACAAAACACAAAUUCACCAGGGCAAUUUUGCCCCUGAAGAAAACAAUCAAGGAAUGUUUUCACCACAAAGCAGACAAAGAGAGGGUAAUGACACUCUGCACAAAAUCAUUUCAACCCAUGGUUACUCUAAGACUGCUUCAAAUUAAUCAUGUUCAAUUGGGAGGGAAUUUCAAAAAUAUACCCGCUGAGCUGAAGUGGCUACAAUGGAAAGGAUGUCCUUUGAAAACUCUUCCUUCUACUUUCUGUCCUCGGAAACUUACCGUCCUUGAUCUUUCAGAAAGUAAGAUUGAACGAGUGUGGGGCUGCCACAAUAAAAAGGUGGCUGAGAACUUGAUGGUUAUGAAUCUCAGUGGAUGCAAUAGUCUGACUGAUCUUCCUGAUGUAUCUGGUCAUCAGGCAUUGGAAAAGUUGAUUCUUGAGCGUUGUUUAUCUCUGGUUACAAUUCAUAAAUCAGUUGGAGACCUUAGGACAUUGCUCCACUUGAAUCUGAUGGGCUGCUCGAACCUCCUGGAAUUUCCAAGUGACGUUUCUGGAUUGAGACAUCUUGAGAUCCUUAACCUCUCAGGUUGCACAAAACUGAAAGAAUUACCAGAGGACAUGAGCAGUAUGACAUCUUUGAGAGAGCUUCUUGUUGAUAAAACAGCAAUAGUGAAGCUACCUGAUUCAAUCUUCCGUCUCAAGAAACUCGAAAAAUUCAGUUUAGAUUCUUGUUCAUCAUUGGAGCAACUACCUUAUUGCAUAGGGAAGCUAAGUUCCCUGAGAGAGCUUUCUCUUAAUGGUUCUGCUUUAGAAGAACUACCUGAUUCCAUUGGCUCUCUGACAAACCUUGAGAGACUAAGUUUAAUGAGGUGUAGAUUGCUCUCUGCAAUUCCUGAUUCUCUUGGCAGGCUCAGAUCAUUAAUAGAACUUUUUAUUUGUAAUAGUUCUAUCAAAGAACUUCCAGCUUCAAUUGGUUCACUAUCCCAGUUGAGAUACCUUUCAUUAAGUCAUUGUCGAUCUCUGAUCAAGUUGCCUGAUUCCAUUGAAGGAUUAGUGUCUUUGGCAAGGUUUCAGCUAGAUGGGACGUUACUCACUGGAGUACCAGACCAGGUUGGCUCCUUGAACAUGCUAGAGACACUUGAGAUGCGGAAUUGUGAAAUUUUCAGAUCUUUUCCUGAGAUCAAUAAUAUGUCGAGUUUAACUACUUUGAUCCUGGAUAAUUCUCUAAUAACGGAGUUGCCGGAGUCUAUAGGAAAUUUGGAAAGACUUAACAUGUUAAUGCUGAACAACUGCAAGCAGCUUCAGAGACUACCAGCUUCAAUUAGAAAAUUAAAAAAUUUGUGCUCCUUGCUAAUGAAAGGAACUGCUGUGACAGAAUUGCCUGAAAAAUUUGGGAUGCUCUCAAACUUAAGAACAUUAAAGAUGGCUAAACGUCCAGAUCCUGAAGCCACUGGAGAACAUAUGGAGCUGACAAAUCUAAUACUACAAGAGAACCCUAAGCCUGUUGUUCUUCCAAUGUCUUUCUCAAAUCUUUUCAUGCUAAAAGAACUGGAUGCUCGUGCUUGGAAAAUAUCUGGCAGUAUUUCUUAUUUUGAGAAGUUGUCUUCAUUAGAAGAUUUAAACCUUGGUCAUAAUAAUUUUUGCAGCCUCCCAUCUAGUUUGCAGGGCCUUUCAGUUCUCAAAAAUCUGUUUUUGCCCCACUGUAAGGAGAUCAAAUCUCUCCCUCCACUUCCCUCAAGUUUGAUUAAGUUGAAUGUUUCAAAUUGUUGUGCAUUGCAAAGUGUGUCAGACCUGUCAAAUUUGAAGAGUUUAGAGGACCUGAACCUCACAAACUGCAAGAAAAUAAUGGAUAUUCCUGGCCUUCAAUGCUUGAGGUCAUUGAAAAGGUUUUAUGCAAGUGGUUGCAAUGCAUGUCUUCCAGCGCUAAAGAGUAGGAUCACUAAGGUUGCAUUGAAGCAUUUGUACAAUUUGAGCGUCCCAGGAAGUGAAAUCCCAAAUUGGUUUGUCCAAGAAAUCCCUUGCUUCUCAAGUCACAGGAACCUUAAAGUUACAGGUGUGGUCAUCGGUGUCGUGGUCUGUGUCUCUGUCAACCCUCAAAUGCAUAAUGCUUACAGUGAUAAGGUCCCAGUAAUAGUGGAUGUUCAAGCAAAGCUCUUCAGACGUAACGAGGACAAACCAGUACAUUCUACUACACUGAAGUUAGAGGGAGUUGCUGACACAAAUGAAGAUCAGCUCUACUUGUGCCGUUUUCUGGACUUCAAAUCACUAGUCCUUAUGCUGAAAGAUGGUGAUAAGAUACAAGUGGCUGUGCGAGACGAACCACGUUAUAAUGGACUUGUGCUGAAGAAGUAUGGGAUCCAUCUGAUUUUUGAAAAUGACGAUGAUGAAGAUGAAGAUGAAGAAGGGUUGGAUGAAUCCCAACAAUCGAUAUCAGAGAGACUAGUCAAAUUUCUCAAAAACAUGUGAUGGUGGAGUUCAUUCUGUUACUUUUUCUCUACUGUCUUCAGAACUUUCAGUUAUUUUUCCUUUUUCCUUUGCUUUCAGUGCAUGAUAUACUAUAUCUAAUAACCCAACAUCAUGCUCAAUGCCACAUGUAUGCCGAACCAUCCACAUGCAUUGAAGACAUUAGCAUGAAUGAUAUUACAAUAACAUAACUAAUAAACAUAACCUUAUAACUUUCA